Argiope bruennichi is the source of this 1196-nucleotide messenger RNA. It is a transcript of the gene Sc2, whose product is annotated as probable very-long-chain enoyl-CoA reductase art-1. NCBI's taxonomy places the organism in Eukaryota, Metazoa, Arthropoda, Arachnida, Araneae, Araneidae. The coding region runs from base 156 to 1067 and encodes 303 amino acids. The record is from RefSeq and is a predicted model, not a curated record. Gene Ontology annotation, biological process: very long-chain fatty acid biosynthetic process. The transcript is spliced from 12 exons. Gene Ontology annotation, molecular function: oxidoreductase activity, acting on the CH-CH group of donors.
GUGAACGCUGCUGCAUGAAUUCUGCUACUGGAGGAAGGUGUAACCUGAGUCUAAAGUAACGAGGCAUUCGGCUAUCGUUAGUUUUGGAUUUGAAAACAACAAAAUUUACACUCCGGCUUAUUUUUCUCGAACGUCGACGGUUUUGAUCAGUCGGCAUGGAGAUCGAAAUUCUUCAAGGUAGUAGCACCAAACCUGUUGCUCAUUUAAAAGAUUUGUCAUCAACAACUACCAUUUAUGAUAUAAAAAAAGAAAUCCACAAAAUCAAAAGGAAACUUCAUCCAUGUAGACAAGCUUUGAGAUUGGAACCUCGUGGAAAGUUUUUAGCUGACAAUUUAACUUUACAGUCAGUUGAAUUUAAAGGACAAAGUAAUCAAUUGUAUUUGAAAGACCUUGGACCACAAAUAGGAUGGAAAACUGUUUUCUUGUUUGAAUAUGCUGGCCCUCUUGCUCUUUAUGUGGCCACUUACUUUCGGCCUGCUUUUAUGUAUGGAGCUGAUGCAAAUAAAGCAAUCCAUCCCGUUGUUCACAUAGCAGUUAUUUGUUGGAUUUUCCAUUAUUCAAAGCGUCUGCUGGAAACACUCUUUAUUCAUAGGUUCUCUCAUGCCACUAUGCCAAUGCGUAAUCUUUUUAAGAACUGCUCAUACUAUUGGUUGUUUGGCCUCUACAUUGGAUAUUAUGCUAAUCACCCUCUGUACACUGCUCCAGCUUGCCAGAUGCAAAUAUAUGGUAGUCUUGCUGCCUUUAUUUUUGCUGAACUUGGAAACUUGAGCAUUCAUUUGGCUCUGCGAAAUUUACGUCCCGAAGGUUCAACUGAAAGAAAAAUUCCAAUGCCAACUAGCAAUCCAUUUACCUGGCUGUUCAACUACGUUUCUUGCCCUAACUACACUUAUGAAGUAAUGGCGUGGGUAUCUUUCUCAGUAAUGACUAAUUUGCUGCCAGCUGGACUCUUUACUAUGGCAGGUUUCUACCAAAUGGCUGUAUGGGCCUUAGGAAAACAUCGCAACUACAAGAAGGAAUUUUCUAAAUAUCCCAAAAACCGAAAGGCCAUUAUCCCUUUUAUUUUGUAAGAAUAGCUAUAGAAUUCAGCAACUCUAAAGUGUAACACAUUCCUACUUAUGAGCACAUGUAUGUGGAAAUAAAAUGUUUUUCUUUCUUUUUUUUUUAUUAUACAAUAAAAAUUUUUACUUUAUAAAUUA